GUGCCACUAUUUGUAGUAAUAACUUCCUCAUUGGCACUCUCUCUCUCUCUCUCACACGCACUUUCUUUCUCUCCAUUCCUCACCUCAUGAGUUCGGAAAGAGAAAAAGAAAGUUGCAACUCUCGCCACUUCUCAUGGCUCAUCAAGUCCUGCUUCCCCAACCCAAACGACACCGUCGCCAAAUUCUCCUCGCAUUCGCAGCCCCACCCUAGUUCCCCAGCGCCCGCACCCACCAUAUCCUCCCUCCCGGACGACAUCGUUUUGGACUGCCUCUCCCGCCUCCCCCCCUCCUCCCUUCCCGCCCUCUCCCUCGUCUGCCGCCGCUGGUCCCACAUCCUCCGCUGCCCCCACUUCUCCCAGCUCCGCCGCCGCCGCCGCCUCCUCCGCCACACCGCCGUCGCCAUCGCCGCCACCGCCUUCGGCUUCUCCGCCGCCACGCUCCUCGACGGCGCCUGGCACCCCUCCCUCUUCCUCCCCUUCUACGACGCCCUCUCCCUCGACAACUUCCACUCCCUACUCGCCCACGCGCGCGUCGCCUCCGUCGGCCCCAGGAUUUACCUCGUCGGGAGAGCCGCCACGUGGCAGUACGACACGUGGGCCGCCACGGUCUCCGGGCGCCCCGCCACCAUUUUCCCGCGCAAAAAAUUCGCCCUUGCAUCCCUCGCCGGAAAACUCUACGUCGCCGGCGGCGCCGCGAAGACCGCCGCGGUCGAGGAAUUCGAUCCCGAUUCCAACGCGUGGCGCGUGGUUUCCCACGCGCCGCGGAGGAGGUACGGCUGCAUUGGAGCAUCUUUUGACGGCGUUUUUUAUAUUAUUGGCGGGUUAAAAAUUGGCGCGUCGGAACAGAGCGUGUUGUCACGCGCCUACAGUGGUGCCGAGGGUCACGCGGCUUAUGCAAGUUCAAUGGAUUUGUUUGACGUGGAGGCGCGUGUGUGGCUUCGGAGCCGCACCGUGCCCGGAGGCGGCUGUGUGGUGGCAGCUUGUGCCGCCGCCGGGCGCGUGUAUAUACUUAGCAGCCACGCGGUGGAACUUUCAUUUUGGAGUUUUUAUGCUAAAAGAAAUAACGAUGGUGAGAAUAAAAAUGAUAAUGAUAACGUAUUUGGAGAAUGGUGUAAGAUAAAGACUCCGCCACUACCUGCGCAAGUUAGAGUGGACACUAGAAUGAGGUUUAGUUGCGUGGGAAUUGAGGACAAGGUGUUGUUGAUUCAGAAUUUUAAUGAAGUGAGAGGGUUAAAGAAAGGGUUUGUUUUGGUUUAUGAUUGCGUGGCCGGAGAGUGGAGUAGAGGGGUGGAUUUGCCGGAGGUUUAUCGACGCGCCGCCUAUGUGGGUGUGGAAUGCUAAGUUGCGCCGACCAUGUGGCAUCAUUGUAGUGUGACCAGCAGACAGUGGUGCGUGAGGGUUCAUAGGAUAGGGUGUACCUAAGUUGUGGUCCCCUGCAUGAGUUUGGUUAGUCUUUGCGGUGAUUUUGAUUGGCUUGUUCUCUCGAAUGUAGUUUCCAUUCUUUUAUUGAAAAAUUAAACAAUGAUUCACAUUUAUUGUUAAAGAAUCUCGUUUUUGUCUCCCGAGUUUAAAAUUUUUGCUAUUUUGACCACCUGCAAAAUAAUUUAAGUUUAUUUUGAUUCUUGGGUAGUCAAUUAGUCGUUGUGUGUUUUAAUUGCUGGAAUGGAAAAUUGAUAAUUGGAAUGGUUUCAAGUGGGUUUGAUUAAUUUGUAUUCGAGAGUGAAAGCUAAUAUGCUU
Cajanus cajan (pigeon pea) is the source of this 1736-nucleotide messenger RNA. NCBI's taxonomy places the organism in Eukaryota, Viridiplantae, Streptophyta, Magnoliopsida, Fabales, Fabaceae. The record is from RefSeq and is a predicted model, not a curated record.